Microdochium trichocladiopsis is the source of this 549-nucleotide messenger RNA. RefSeq lists its product as uncharacterized. The transcript has a single exon. Bases 103 to 282 code for a protein of 59 amino acids. The record is from RefSeq and is a predicted model, not a curated record. NCBI's taxonomy places the organism in Eukaryota, Fungi, Ascomycota, Sordariomycetes, Xylariales, Microdochiaceae.
AGGGCAGUGCAUCACCAACUCGACUUUCUCAUCUUGACGAUACAAGCCAGGCGGCGGAAGCAUAGUACCGGAAUCACGUCCCCUACAGAUUCUUGCCCUGCCAUGGAGACCUUCUGUGUCACGGCCCAGCACUCUGGCGCAAUCAAGCACAUUCACGCCAUCAGCCUCGACGCUUCGACCGCCAAUGUUGCCCGGGAAAUUCGACUGGCCGUGACUGUUCUCAUCGUUGGUUGGGUGGCCGUCACUGGCAUCAGAACGUGGUCCGCAAGCCGCAGGUCGUGAGGACCUGCUUAUAGCUCUAUAAGCAAAGUCGCUGCCGACCUGCUCUUUGACACUGAAACGACGUCCACAACACACAACAUGUUCUCGGCUGGAAAUUGGUGGGCGCAACAAGAAGCGAGCUGCGCAUCGCCCUGCGAGACUUGUGCUCGCGGCUUAUAGAAGGACAGGUGCACGUUGCUCGUCCAUGCAGGAUGCUGCAAGUGGAUGGGUUUCCAGGAUAUGAUGAGUCCAAAUUUCUACCAGACAAUGAGACUUUUCAAUCACUCC